AUGAAGUUCGUCGAAUUGCCCGAUUGCAUUCUCGACAGAAUCGGCUAUUUCAUCCUUGAAGAGGAGAAAGAGCUAACACUGCUUCACAAUCUCCGCCUGACUUGCAGGCGCCUAAACAAACACUUCUCCAUCUUUCUCUAUACUUCGCUACCUGUUGUAUUGACAGAAAAGUCGGGAGGAAGAUAUGAGUGGCUGGGGAAGAAGGAAACCUUCAAUGAGUUCGAUUGUUCACUUGUACGUGACCUUCAGAUCUACCGAUUCACCCAAUUUCAUCUUCCUCAGGAGAGUCUUGUCAGAUUGCGGUUCUUGACUAUUGAGGCCUUGGAUCUAUCCUUCCUUUGUCAACUUCCAGAUAUCCCGGAGCUCUGCUCUCUUUCUGUCAUUUACAACCACAGGCGGCUUAGAAAAAAGAAGGUAUUUGGCUGGGAACAUGAUUUGGAGCAAGUAAUCAGCGAGGCAGAAUUCCCCAGAUUGGAGGUGCUCAGAAUCUCCUCUAAGAAACCAAAAGUCAAUGUGCCAUACAAGAAUUUGUUCACUUCUGAGAAAAGAAGCCCCCAGAACAUCAAUGACUAUGAAAGGCAGUUCUCGUCAGAAAAACGUGUGGAAAAGUACCAACGGAAACAACGAAAGCACCACAGUCUUGGACGAAUGUUCUUCAUGCUCAUGGAAAAGUGCAAAGGCUCGUUGAAAGCUGUGGAGGUCUUGGGGCUUGAUUUCUCUUUUGUCAUGGCUCGGGAGCGUACCAUCAAAUUCGGGAAUCCAGCCACCAUCAUCCUCAACAACCCGUCCAUUAUACAUGCGUAUUCAUGGAUGCCACGAGUGUCUGCCAAAAGGCGUUUGAAUGUCUUGAUUGAAGAUUGCUCCACCAACGCUGUUCAUGUUACGGUGAAGAAAAAAAACCAGGAUCCAGUGAAUAUGGUCAAGACAGCUUCUCUUCUACAGCAGGUCAGAGGCUCCAUAAGCAAUUGGUAG
Messenger RNA from Candidozyma pseudohaemuli, 972 nucleotides. RefSeq lists its product as uncharacterized. The coding region runs from base 1 to 972 and encodes 323 amino acids. Lineage: Eukaryota; Fungi; Ascomycota; Pichiomycetes; Serinales; Metschnikowiaceae. The record is from RefSeq and is a predicted model, not a curated record. The transcript has a single exon.